AUGACGACCAUGUCAUACAUAAACAUGUUUCUAGGACUUGUAGCGGCCGCCGGCUUCCUAAUCCGUCACUGGCAGCGGAGCAGGGCGCUGAUGGCGCCACCGCUCGGCACCAACUGGCCCGUGGUUGGCAUGCUGCCCACCUUGCUCCGCCACGCGGCGGACUUCCACGACUUCUUGACGGCGGUGCUGCGGCGGCAGGGCGGCACGGUGGAGUCGAAGGGCCCAUGGCUGACGGACAUGGACAGCAUCAUCACCAGCGACCCGGCCAACGUCCGUCACAUACUGAGCGGCAACUUUGCGAACUAUCCCAAGGGACCGGUGAUGAAGGACAUCUUCGAGCCGUUUGGGGACGGAAUUUUCGCCGUCGACUUCGAGCCGUGGGUGCUUCAGAGGAAGAAACUCCAACUGCUCAUGAAAAACAACAAGUACAAGUCAUUACUUGAAAAGGCGAUACAUGCUAAAUUGGAAAUUGGCAUCUUCCCAGUCCUCAAUCAUUCGGCGGGAAAUAAUUUGAAAUUGGAUCUUCAAGAUGUGUUUCAGAGAUUUACCUUCGAUAUAAUUUGCAUCACAGUAUUGGGAUUUGACCCAUGCUCAUUAAACAUUGGCUUCCAAGACGUCUCGCUAGCAGAAGCUUUCGAUGAUAUAGAGAAAGCGAUGUUCCGACGACAUGUUGUACCCACAACAGCUUGGAAGCUUCAGAAUAGGCUUGGAAUCGGAGCCGAGAAACGAUUGACUAUAGCCACAAACAGAUUUGACCAUUUUCUCUAUGACUUCAUUUCGAAGAGGCGAAACCAACUUAGUAAUGACCAAUCAAGGACGGAAGCCCCAGAAUUUGUCGACUUACUCACAGCUCACAUCGUGGAAGAAUCAGAAAACGACACCGCAUUGCUCAUCGAAGACAAAUUCUUACGUGACAUGACCCUAAACUUGCUCGGAGCUGGGAGAAGCACCAUAGCCUCGACCCUGGUUUGGUUCUUCUGGAGCCUGGCCAACAAUCCAAACGUGGAGAACAAGAUCCUAGCCGAGCUCAAAUCCAAUCCGCCCGCAAGCCCACAAGCCGAUUAUCUUUACAACGAGGAAGAAGUGAACCGUCUGAUGUACCUACACGCAGCCAUUUUAGAGACCUUGAGGCUAUACCCGCCAUCGCCGAUCAACCACAAGUGGGCGAAGGAGGCAGACACGCUGCCUAGCGGCCACCGCGUGAGAGCAAAUACUAGGGUCUUCUUCUCGGUGUAUUCGAUGGCGAGGAUGGAAGGUACGUGGGGCAAGGACUGCGAGGAGUUCAGGCCGGAGAGGUGGAUCACUGAGAAAGGAGGGAUUCGACUCGUGCCGUCGCAUCAGUUCGUGACGUUUAACGGCGGGCCGAGGAGUUGUUUAGGGAAAGAAGUGAGCUUGAUUCAGUUGAAGAUGGUGGCGGCUGCCGUACUUGGGAGGUUUAAGAUCCAAGUGGCGGUGGAAGGUCAUUCCCCUUCUUUUGCUGUAUCCACUGUGUUGCAUAUGGAACAUGGACUUCCCGUCAGGAUCUCUCGUCGAUCUGCUUGA
This is a messenger RNA of Linum trigynum, 1542 nucleotides long. The record is from the annotation of a GenBank genome assembly. Lineage: Eukaryota; Viridiplantae; Streptophyta; Magnoliopsida; Malpighiales; Linaceae.